This is a messenger RNA of Ilex paraguariensis (yerba mate), 336 nucleotides long. The record is from the annotation of a GenBank genome assembly. NCBI's taxonomy places the organism in Eukaryota, Viridiplantae, Streptophyta, Magnoliopsida, Aquifoliales, Aquifoliaceae.
CAAUUCUUGGUGGAGCUGGCUAAUGACCCAAAGCUUGUAUAUCACUGUGGACUAACACCAAGAAAACUACCAGAACUGGUGGAGAACAAUCCUGUCAUAGCAGUUGAAGUUCUCAUUAAGUUGGUGAAUUCGCCUGAAAUUGCAGAAUACUUCACAGUACUUGUCAGUAUGGACAUGAGUCUUCAUUCGAUGGAAGUUGUGAACAGGCUUACUCAGGCCGUCGAACUUCCCACUGAAUUCAUACACAUGUACAUAACAAAUUGUAUAUCAUCCUGUGAAAACAUCAAGACAUGGCAUAACCAAAUCCAACCAGCCAAGUUUUACUCGGUUGGGAAG